Molecule: messenger RNA, 1830 nt
Organism: Exophiala xenobiotica
Lineage: Eukaryota; Fungi; Ascomycota; Eurotiomycetes; Chaetothyriales; Herpotrichiellaceae
Product: ATP-dependent RNA helicase eIF4A
Exons: 3
Coding region: 216-1406 (396 amino acids)
Molecular function (GO): RNA helicase activity; RNA binding; ATP binding
Source: RefSeq, a predicted model, not a curated record
CGCUCUUACAGCAACAACAACAAUCACAAACCACUUACUCUAGAUCAUCCGGAUUCUCAGAGAGAGAAUCCUUUGACCUAGACUUUCACAACAAAAGCGACUUUUCGCAGACUUAGACGCGGAAGCAGCGCCUAAGUCGGUCUCACGCCACCUUCACCCCGCGCUUUCAGAUCACAGGCGCAGACGCCAGUGAUCCUACGACUUCUUUCGCAAUCAUGGCGGACAAAGGUCUCGAGGAGGUCCCUGAAGGGCAAAUCGAGUCUAACUACGAUGAAGUCACCGACUCCUUCGAUGCUAUGAACCUGAAGCCUGAGCUUCUACGAGGUGUCUAUGCGUACGGUUUUGAACGCCCGUCAGCCAUCCAGCAACGUGCUAUCAUGCCCGUCAUCAAGGGCUCCGAUGUCAUUGCGCAGGCUCAGUCCGGCACUGGCAAGACUGCCACCUUCUCCAUCUCCUGCCUUCAGAAGAUUGAUUCCAACCUCAAAGCCUGCCAGGCUCUCAUCCUUGCUCCCACUCGUGAGCUUGCUCAACAAAUCCAGAAGGUGGUUGUGGCUAUCGGCGAUUUCAUGAAUAUCGAAUGCCAUGCUUGCAUCGGCGGUACAAACGUUCGGGAAGACAUGAAGGCACUUCAAGACGGUCCUCAGGUCGUCGUCGGAACCCCAGGCCGAGUCCAGGACAUGAUCCAGCGACGUGUGCUCAAGACCGACAACAUGAAGAUGUUCAUCUUGGACGAGGCUGAUGAGAUGCUGUCUCGCGGUUUCACCGAGCAAAUUUACGACAUCUUCCAACUUCUCCCACAAUCCACCCAGGUGGUCCUUCUUUCCGCCACCAUGCCACAGGACGUCCUCGAAGUCACCACGAAAUUCAUGCGCGACCCUGUCCGUAUCCUGGUCAAGAAGGCUGAAUUGACCCUCGAAGGUAUCAAGCAAUUCUACAUCGCUGUCGAGAAGGAAGAAUGGAAGCUGGAUACACUCUCUGAUCUCUACGAAACCGUCACCAUCACUCAAGCCGUCAUCUUCUGCAACACCCGAAGAAAGGUCGACUGGCUCACCGACAAACUCACCGCUCGCGACUUCACUGUCUCGGCCAUGCACGGCGACAUGGAGCAAGCUCAGCGUGAUGUGAUCAUGAAGGAGUUCCGCUCUGGUUCUUCUCGUGUUCUGAUUGCCACUGACCUGUUGGCUCGUGGUAUUGAUGUUCAACAAGUCUCUCUGGUCAUCAACUACGAUCUUCCUGCCAACCGCGAGAACUACAUUCACCGUAUCGGUCGUGGUGGUCGAUUCGGCCGAAAGGGUGUUGCCAUCAACUUCGUCACUGCCGAUGAUGUCCGCAUGAUGAGAGAGAUCGAGCAGUUUUACAGCACUCAAAUCGAGGAGAUGCCGAUGAACGUUGCCGACCUUAUCUAAACGGCUUUCUUCUCCGCAACAAUCCGACCAGAUCCCAUUUUCAGCAUGUGGAAGGCGUUUGUUGCUACUGAUUGUACGCGACUACUUGAGAAAAGUGGGAUGAAGCUUGUCUCCGACUGCUUGGCUCAAUGUUGUCGCAGCACGAAAAAAGUCAUGUAUUUUUCAGACUUGUUCAUUGGGAUUACUGAGAUUCGACGAGCAUACGGGCGCGGUGAUACCACAUUGGACGGCCUUGCGUCGUUCUUCGUGUGGCGAUUCGCGGGCGUUCAUGCUUGUUUUUCUUAAUGCUAGCUAGCAAUCGUUGGCUACUGUCUCUCAGACUGCACAGAGAGAACUUCAUGGCAUUCUCAUGUGAUACGAACGGAUGAGGACAAUUGAUACUGCGAUAGACUGGUAGAGAAAUUGAUUGAAAUUUAUGAAAAUA